AUGACUUUCAUAUCAGGCAUGCUGGCUCUUGCAGCCAUAGCCGUCGCGCUUGUCAUCCGCAAGGUCAUAUCCGACAUUCGAUUCAACAGGAAAUACAGGUUUCCCCCCUCGCCUCCUGGGAAACCUUUCGUCGGCAACAUGCUGGAUGUGCCAUGGCCAGCCGGUAUGUGGGGAGUCGACCUGGCUAAGAAAUACGGCGAAAUGUUCACUAUUCGCAUCGGUAACAAAAAUGUGGUCUACUUAAAUUCGAGCCGCGUCGUGACCGAUCUUCUCGAGAAACGAGCUAGCAUCUAUGCCUCACGACCAGAUCGGCCUAUGGCUCAGGACAUUGCUUCGGGCGGCGUCCGCAUGUUGUUCAUGGGGCACACAAACCAGUGGCGCAAUCAAAGGAAAAUCAUGCACAAUAUUCUCAAUUCCCAGCAGGCCGAGACCAAAUUUGUCAAGUACCAAGAGCUUGAGUCGAGGCAGCUGAUUUGGGACUACCUGAAAGAUCCGGAGCAUUGGUACAACGCCAACCAGCGGUUCUCCAACUCCGUCAUUAUGGGUGUCGUGUUCGGAAGAAGGGCCGCCUUGGAUGACAAGGUGCUUACCAAAAUGCUAAAGCAGAUGAUUGAGAUUGGGAGCCUAGCCUUCCGCCCGAGUCUGCGCAGCGCUGCAGAUUUCGUUCCGUGGCUCAACUACCUACCCAAGCCUCUUCAGUGGUGGCGAUCAUACGGCGAAGACCUAUUCAAGCGAACCUUAGAUAUCUACAAGCAAGAAGUCGACGCCUACAUUGUGAAGAUGAAGAACGGUCAAGCGAAUCCUUGCUUCGCUGCUGACAUCAUUCAGGGAACUGCCAAGAAGGAAUUCAUCCUGGGAGAACAUGAGAAGCUCAUGGUUUUCAGUACGCUUCUGGAAGCAGGUAGCGACACGUCGCGCACUGCCACCACCCAAAUGUGUGCUGCUGCUGCCGUCUACCCCGAAUGGGUUAAGACGACACAAGCACUGUUAGACGAGGUGUGUGGCCACAAUGCCGAACGACUCCCCAUGUUGUCGGAUCGCGAAAAGCUCCCUUACAUCACAGCAGUAGUCAAGGAAGCUCUCCGAUGGCGUCCCUUCGUCCAAACUGGUGUCCCGCAUGAGCUGACGCAAGACGAUGAAUACGAGGGUUAUCGGUUCCCAAAAGGGACAUUGUUUACCUGGAACGCCUACGCCAUUGCCUUGGAUGAGAAAGAGUACAAGAACGCGCACCGAUUUCUGCCCGAGCGUUGGCUGGACAGUCCUGACCUGAAGAACCCUCUAAAAGGACACUGGUCCUUCGGCGCAGUAGGUCGUCGAGUGUGUGUCGGUUACAACGUCGGAUUCAAUAACGUUUGGAUAGCCACCGCAUGCUUACUUUAUUGCUACAACUUCGAACAGGAUCCGGACCAUCCCAUUGACACGUACAACAGUAUGUGGGACAGCGUUGAUAGGCCUCCAUUCAAGCUACGAGUCAAGCCUCGCAGCCAGGCACACAUCGAACUCAUCGAGCGCGAAGGCUUAAAAGCUUUGAAUACCGUCUAUUGA
Molecule: messenger RNA, 1545 nt
Organism: Cladophialophora psammophila CBS 110553
Lineage: Eukaryota; Fungi; Ascomycota; Eurotiomycetes; Chaetothyriales; Herpotrichiellaceae
Exons: 5
Coding region: 1-1545 (514 amino acids)
Molecular function (GO): oxidoreductase activity, acting on paired donors, with incorporation or reduction of molecular oxygen; heme binding; monooxygenase activity
Source: RefSeq, a predicted model, not a curated record